Manduca sexta (tobacco hornworm) is the source of this 278-nucleotide messenger RNA. Its product is annotated as dual serine/threonine and tyrosine protein kinase-like. The transcript has 2 exons. The record is from RefSeq and is a predicted model, not a curated record. The annotation marks the transcript as partial. Lineage: Eukaryota; Metazoa; Arthropoda; Insecta; Lepidoptera; Sphingidae.
AUCCAGAAGUACCAGACACUGUCCAGGAGAUAUACAACCUGUCCCUUCGCACAACAGCGCUGGUGGUGCUCGGCAGCACGCCGUCCGCCAGGGCCCGUCUUCUUCACUGUCUGUUGGGACGGCAGCUGCUGCCUGAUCCUCCGCCGCGAGGGUGUCGAUGGAUUCGAAUCUCGUACGCCAGCACCACGCAGGUGCAUCUGACUCUUGGAGACUCUGACUUCAUGCUGGUGGAAGAGUUGGAGUGCAACAAGAAGCCCUGGGACACGCUUCCGGUUGAG